Messenger RNA from Penicillium robsamsonii, 1398 nucleotides. Its product is annotated as Transferase. Bases 1 to 1398 code for a protein of 465 amino acids. The record is from RefSeq and is a predicted model, not a curated record. The transcript has a single exon. Gene Ontology annotation, molecular function: acyltransferase activity, transferring groups other than amino-acyl groups. Lineage: Eukaryota; Fungi; Ascomycota; Eurotiomycetes; Eurotiales; Aspergillaceae.
AUGGGCUCUAUUAUGUCUGAGCAACCGAUUCCUGAGCUCACAGCUUUGGAGCGCAUCGGGCCGAAGGGCUAUCUUCGUUAUAUCUUCCCCUUUCAGCUCCAAGAGGACUAUGACUUGGAUGAAGUUAUUGGAGUUCUUCAGGCCGGGUACCAAGAUCUCAUACAACGAAUCCCAGAGGUCGGGUGCGAAGCCGUUCCCGAUGUCAGUUUGAAACAAAGGGGUGUCAUGAAGCUUCAGAAACCGGCCAAUGAGGACAUAGGGCGCAUCGUGGUCAAGGACCUGCGUGAGUCCUAUGAAUCCGAUUACGCGGAAUUGAAAGGUAAAUCUUUCCCGGUGGCCUCCUUCGAUGCCGAUACGUUCUGUGCCCGUUCUGUUUGGCCUUCGGCUGGAGACCAACUGCCAAUCUCACUUGUGCAGGCUAAUUUCAUCCGCGGAGGGUUGGUCUUGUCAUGGUGCAUCUUCCACAUGGUGGGCGACGGUACGACAUUCUAUACUUGGACAAACAUCUGGGCAGAGGCGUGUCGGCGGGCACAGGGACUAAACAUCCAGGAUCCCAUCCAGCUUCCAGAGGCCAUUUGGAAAGACCGCGCACAAGUGACGAAAUCGUCCGGCCGCAAUGCUGGAAAAAUCGAAGACCAUCCAGAGUAUACCCUUCUUCCUUUCACACCCCCGGGAGCCCCGCCAAAGAUGACUUCCCUGAGCCAUCGCGGUCAGAUUUUCUAUUUCUCGCCGGAAUCCUUAGCAGCUAUAAAGGCAGAGGCGUCCCCAGGCAAUGCGACCGAGCCGUCUGAUCAAAAAUGGAUCUCGACCAAUGAUGCUCUUGCGGCGCUACUCUGGCGUACAGUUAUGGCAGCCCAGUCGCCGCUAGAGACUCUUGAGGGUGACCCUAUGUCUGUUUACAAUAUUGCGAUUGAUGGGCGGCAACGGACCGACCCCAAGUUGCAUCCAGAGACUUUAGGAUGUUUCCUGGAGUAUGUUUCAGUCUCGGUGCCCGUCCGCAAAAUUCUUAGUACGCUGAGUCUGGCCGAUCUGGCGACGAAGAUCCGCAAGGCACUUAUAGCAGCCGACGAGCAGUUCACGGAUGACGUGGUAACUCUCGUAGAGCAGGUUGAAGACGUUGAUCGGCUGGUACCUACCGCGUUCCUGGAUGUUCCCGGUUUCAACUGUGUGCUAACCUCAUGGGUGAACUUCAAAAUGUAUGGGCUAGAGUGGGGACCACUGCUGGGCAACAAUAUUGAGGCUAUACGAGUGCCCCAUGUCGGUUGCAUUAACGGCGGUCAAGUCGUGCUCCCAGUGUUGCCGAAUGGUGGUAUGGAGAUUCUGGUCGGCGUGGAAGGCAGUUCCUUGGACCGACUGCUGAAUGACCCCUUGUUCACGAAAUAUGGUGUGGCUCGGUAG